Molecule: messenger RNA, 7559 nt
Organism: Cynoglossus semilaevis (tongue sole)
Lineage: Eukaryota; Metazoa; Chordata; Actinopteri; Pleuronectiformes; Cynoglossidae
Gene: spred1
Product: sprouty related EVH1 domain containing 1
Exons: 6
Coding region: 1042-2352 (436 amino acids)
Biological process (GO): negative regulation of MAPK cascade; multicellular organism development
Cellular component (GO): membrane
Molecular function (GO): protein kinase binding
Source: RefSeq, a predicted model, not a curated record
UUAAAGGAAACUUCUUUUGGGAAGUGCGGGGAACUACUUUUAGUCGACUUCGGAAGAAGGCGUUUAUACCUGUCUAACAGCACUUCAAGGAAACACAUUUUAGUAUAAUAGAAAUCGGUCUUUAAUCGGAAUAUAUCUAUUAUCUGCCGGUUUGUGUUAUUCCAUAGUAAUAGCGUUGCAUUUUCCUGAGGUUUUACUACGUCGCGGAAGGAUCUCAUUUUCUCAAGCGAGGGUCGCAUAUCCGCCCAGUUUUCCGAUGUUUCAUCUCUGCCCCCCCACACACAGUUGAAAAUGGAGUUCGAUAAAAGCAGAUGUCCUCCAACUUAUCCUGGACAUUUUUACCCUCUGUAUUUUUAUUUUACACUCCGGCGUUCAAACUGAAAGCAUUUGGACCUCUCUCUCCUUUUCGGGGAGGUUGUGGUGGUGGUUGGGGGCUGCUUUUGGAUGCCUUUACUGUAGAGUAACGCGGACACGUUGACGGAGCAACGCUUUGCUGCACACAGUGCUGCCUUUUCCUCUCUCUCCCUCUCACUCUAUAAGUCUUGUGUCCGUUGACGUGAAGUUGGGCGAAUGGAUGCUCGGCAGCCAGCCAUAAAUUCACUGCCCGACGUUACACUCUGCGUUUUUUGGAGGAUUUAUACCUAAGAAAAAUCGGAACCGUGUUCGUCUGAGACGCUGGUGCGAAUGAUGGCCCAUUUGUUGUGGUCGGAUUUUACUUCCAGGGAGGAUAAAAUGAAUCAACGGUUGUCAUUAUUCCUCCUCCUCCUCCUCGUCGCGAUUUAACAUUAGAGUUCCAGGCAAGCUAGCGUGGAGCUAGCUCCACUUGUUUCUUAUUUUCUUUUAUUUACCCUCACCGUAAGGACGUUUCAUUUUUGUCAGGCCAAAGGGUUCUUUUAAUUACCUUCAUCUUUUUACUUACUGUCCGAAUUCAAGCGGUGACUUGUACAUGUGAAGGAAAAUGGUGAUAUUUAUGGCAUUUUAUCCCGCCGUCACUGCGUCGUCGAUGCUAUUGCUAGGAUUUGGAUCCCCGUGAGGAGAAAAAUGAGUGAAGAUUCAACAAAUCCAAACAACGAUGACAGUUAUGCGCGUGUAAGAGCAGUGGUCAUGACUCGGGAUGACUCCAGCGGUGGGUGGCUCCCCCUAGGUGGUGGAGGUCUUAGCUGCGUUACUGUCUACAAGGUCAGCCGGGCAGACGACAGCGGCAGCACCCACAGUGGAAGCAGCGGAGGAAGCAGCAACAACAUCAGUCCCUGUAGCCCUAGUCCCAGUCCCAGUCCUACCACUGUGGAGUUCCACAUCAAGGGUGAAAGGCUCAAAGACAAACUGGUGGUUCUGGAGUGUGUCCUCCAGAAAGGCAUUGUAUACAACAAAGUCAACCCCAUUUUCCACCAUUGGAGAAUCAACGAUAAAAAGUUCGGACUGACCUUCCAGAGUCCUGCCGAUGCCCGCGCCUUUGACCGUGGCAUCCGUCGAGCCAUUGAGGACAUCAACCAAGGAUGUCGGCCAUUUGGGGAAGGCGAUACUCCUGAUGAUGGAUUACCGGUUUGUGAUGAGCCUCCUCCUAUCUGUACCCCCAUGAAAGAGCCAUUCUCCCCCCUUAACAAGGUUGUCUCCACCGAGCCGUUCAGGGGCUGCUACGUCCGCGCACAGCCCUUCGAUGAGUUUCCCUCCAACAAUCGGCGCUACCUGCCUCCACAGGUCUCCUUCAAGCCAACACGUCAUGUCAGUUUUAACAUGGACGAUGAGGAGAUCGUCCGCAUCAACCCACGUAAAGACGUGCUCAUCCGUCGCUAUGAGGACUACCGCCACCCUGGACAGGAUUUUCCCACCACCUUUCACAAACUGGACAGUAAGAAGUGUGAGUACCCCUUCCCUGAUGGCACUGGUGGGGAUCCCCACACCGGCCCUGGGACUUUGGGACUAGGAUUGGGCAAGGACACGGCCAUUAAAACUCAGCCCUCGCCCUUGUUGAAGUCCAAGAAGGGCCGGCGGCGAAGAGAGGAUGGUGAGCGAUCACGCUGCAUUUACUGCCGAGAGAUGUUUAACCACGAAGACAACUGGCGGGGGCAGUGCCAAGAUGCCCCCGACCCUAUCAAGCAGUGCAUCUACAAAGUCAGCUGCAUGCUCUGUGCCGAGAGCAUGCUGUACCACUGCAUGUCUGACUCUGAGGGUGACUUCUCAGACCCUUGCUCGUGUGACACAUCCGACGAGCAGUUCUGCCUGCGCUGGCUGGCCCUAGUGGCGCUCUCCUUCAUUGCUCCCUGUAUGUGCUGCUACCUGCCCCUACGCGCCUGCCACCACUGUGGCGAGGCCUGCCGCUGCUGUGGGGGCAAGCACAAAGCAGCUGGGUGACCCAUCAGCAGGCUCUGGGACACCCUCAAAGCAAGCCAAGUGGAUAAAAGCUGAAAAAUUUAAAAUGCCGGCAUCCUUUUUUCAUUCCCUUCUCAGACGGGGUGACGUCUUAAUCCCCAGCUCUGAGGGCUUUUGGAGAUUUCAGUUUGUGUUUGUCGCCGACAAGCAGCGGUGGAGGACAAACCUUAUGCUUUGUAGGGGCUCUUAGCAUCAAGCUAAGAUCAGAAGCUUAAUCUUUGGCGGAGGAGUAAAAGUCAUGGAGAUUAAUAGACUUGGAGAUGUUACUAAAUACACCUGUAAACACACAUUCAUUGACAGAGCCAGGCCACAAACGUCAGAACUCUAUAUAAACAAGUGUAACUUUAUGAAGGAAAAUGUCUUUUUGUACAGAGAGCAGCAAAACAUGGUGACAAAAAAAAGAAAACAACUCUUCUUUAUUCAGAAAAAAUACUUGCUGUUUGAGUAUAUGCUAUAAAGGGAUAUGUUCUUGCUUUUUUGUGAAUCUGCAGUUGGGUAACAGUGGCCUUUUCUUUUCAUGGCUUAAGCAUUUUCUGACAAUGUAAUUACUAUUCAGAGAAAAUUGCACUAAAAAUGGUAAUUUCCUCUCAAAGUAACCCUUUUCAAAUUCUUUGGGUACUUUAGCCACCGUACUUAGUGUAAUUUUAACCUUUGAGAGAUGCUGUUGUGGUGGUUGUAUGGCCAAUUAUCUUUGUUUUCUUUUCCAUCACAUGUUGCUUAGAAAAAAAGUACAACAGGCUAAAAAUAUUGCCUUCCCCAAGGUUAUAAGGACCGUUUGAUUGCAUUCCUAAAUAAAGGGAUCGAUUCCAUGAUUAGAAGGGAAAAAUGGUAGUGACUUUACCAUGCUAAAUUCCGCAAAAUAGUUUAUGCACAUCAUUAAAAAAAUACAUUUAGACCCUUGGAACCCAUUUAAAAUGGAAAGAGAUAUUUCAGUUUCCCCUGUAAACCUUACUUUUAGUCCAUUUAUUUACUGCUCUAGUAAAAUUGCUCUUCUGUUCCACUUAAGCUUUUUGUUCCUUCUCGUUUGAUGGUAAUUAUUUUUAAAACAAAAGGCUGAAAUGUUGCUCAACCAGCAAGUUUUGUUUUGGUGAGUACAGCGGAUACAGUGCUCCUUAAUUUAAUUAAAGAAAGAAAUGUCGAGGCACUUAAAUAAGGUUAUUCUGUCAAUUUUGGACUUGUCUGUAUAUAAAAAAAAAUAUAUCCCAAACAAACAUCCAAUUUGGCACAGAAGUGUAAAACCCUCUUAUUAAAGCACUGCUCUCCAAGCUUUGGUUGCAGCACCCUCUUCAAAUGUCCACGUCUGUCCCUGGAGUUGUUAUUUUAUUAUUGUUUUCUUUUCUUUUUUCAUCCCAUAUGCAGUGGAAAAGUAGUAUUUUCCUUCCAUGUGUCUUUAUCUAACAGGCCGUGAAUGAAUUGUGUGUAUGGGUAUAGAAAUACUGAGUAUCUCAUGUGUGUCUGCACAUUGAACUUCAUAUGCACUGGUGAUCUGAUGUCAUAACGUCACCACUGACUGUGUAAAUAAGGUAAAAUUACUGAUCAACAGUCUGUUUCGUGUCUUUAACUGAAGCCCCCAAAAUGAACAGACCUAAAAUCUAAUUUUGUCAUAAUCCACCUCUAUCUGCCAAAAGUUCUCUAGUAACAUAAAAAACAAUAGAAAAUUAAUCUUCUUCAUCAUUAACCUUACUUUACACAUGGUUCGUGCAAAAAAGAAAAUAUGAUUUAGCCUUAUUUUGAGCAUCAGAGGUAGUGGAUGAUUUUGCUAGUUUUAGACAAAAUAAGGUUAGCUCCAGUCUUUAUGCUAAGCUAGGAUACACAGAUGUAGUUGUGGCUUCAUAUUCACAACGCAGAAUGAAGGUGUCAUUAUAUUUUUAAAUAUAAGCCUUAGAAGUACAAAAAAUACACUUUGUUCUGUUGUCUAAGGAUUAAUCACCUAAGGCUUAUUUCAACAUGUAGCUCAAAUGGUAAAAGUCAAAAGCCAGAGUUCUGAUAAAGAGUAAUAUAUAGUUGUUGUGCUGGUUGUAAACACAGCCCAGAAGCCUUUAAUAAUGCUCAGAAUGUCUUUUCAAGGGCAGUGCAACAUUCCUAAACAGACACCAUUGUGUGUUUUCUCAGUAAGGCGACAACUAGAAUCAAACUAGACCUAAUGUCUGUGCUUUUCCAUUCUGUAAAGUCUGAGUGUUGAGGCAGUGUCACAUUGAGGCCUAAGUGUCAUUUGGGGUGGCUGUAAUUAAGGUAAUUACUAACUACUGAAAUCCCCAAUUAAGGUUUCUUAGAGGUGAGCCUUCAGUGUGGAAAAUGAAAACCAAAAAAAUGAUGGAAAAGCAAAAUGUUUCAUAACAAUACUGAGCCAGGCAUAGUUAGUGAACUCGAAUGUUGCUUUGCAUUUGUAAUGAUCUUUUAAGCACAAUUAGAGGAAAAAAGUAUUGUUUACUUACCGGCUUUAGUCCUUCUAAUUUGCUGCCGUAAUAACCAGCAGUUUUGUUGGACCACAUGUUCUCUUUUUUAAUACAUUUUGACAACAUUGAUGGACUUCCAACAACUGAGCUAAAUGUUGAAAGUGGCCAUAGUUCAGUGUGAACCAAAUUAACAGCACACUCUUGCCACAUUAGCUAAAAAUUCAACAGAACUCCAAGCCUCGACGUGUUUGAAAUCAGUGCCAACUCUGACACUCCUAACUACUGAUAAACAGACGAUGUGAACAUACAUCUCUUCUCACCCCCUGUCACUCCUGGGUUAAUAAUAUGUACAUAUUUUGGCAGGAAAAGCCAUCUGUUUUCCUAGUUCCACCCUGACCAAUGCUACUUUUUUACUUUCUAUGCAAACUUUCUAACGUGGGAAACACAUUGACCUCUCUGCAGACUGAGUCAGUGACGGGACAGGACACUUUAAUGCUAUAGAGUUAGAAAAAAUAAAAAUACAAAAAAAAAAAAACCUCUGGUACCAAACUCCAAACACCUGUAAAUACUUAACACUAUAUUUAAAUACUGAUAAUAAUCCCAGCUUUUUUUGUUUUGUUUGUUUUCGAAAAUUUUAAAGAUAGAAUUGUAUUUAUCGUGGCUGUCAGAAACAUAUACUGUAGCUCGGAUUGACAGCAUUGUGUACAUAGAUCACCUUUUAGUAUUGUUUCACAUUGAAAAGUAGAGGGCGCCGCGAUGGAAAAUGACUAUGAGGCUUUUAAUAGAGUUUCUCUCUAGUUUUGUACGGUGGGAAGGAGGGGUAGUGCUAACACGGUACAGUUGUGUCAGUCCACUUGUUUCAAAAAGUUUGAUAUAUAUAUAAAUAAAUAAAUAUAUAUGUAUAUUUACAUACAUACGUAUAAAGCUGCUAGAUACAAUCACUAAUGUUAUUGUUGACGGAGAAAAAUCAGCUAUGAACGACUGUUAAAACCCUGAAAAUCUCUCGUCGUCUCGUGACCAUGACGGUGGAUUUUUGUCAUGUGUGACUGUGGUUCUUUGUGACAGUGGCCACGAAUGUGUGUGUGUGUGUGUGUGUGUGUGUGUGUGAUUAUUGAUACAGUGGUGUGCAAAGGUCUUACGCUGCAACUUGGUUUUAAGUUUCACUCAUUUUCAUCUCUCACUUUUUUUGUUCAAAUAGAAACAGAUUUUUUUUUUGAAGAAGUAAACCAAAUUUACUUAAAAAAAAUAAAAAUCUGUUAACAGUUUCUCACAAUAACACAAUUUAAAGAAAAUAAAUUCUAAGCCAUUUUGUAAAAAGAUGUAUAAGCUAGCCAGAUUCUUGAAGAUAACCCCUUCAGGCCCGCAAUGGUAUUGCACCCGCGGUAUGCAUCCCUCUUAAAAAAAAAAAAAAAACGUGCCACCUUUUAGUUUUUUGUUGUUGUUUUUUUUUUUUUACUCAAAUUAUAGCUAUUCCUAAAAACAACAACCGUGUUCUAAGACUUUCGCACACUUUCUGUGUCCCUGUGUGCCUACAAGUGUGUCUGUGUGCGUAAGUAUGUGUGUGUGUGAGGUUGGUGUGUAACCAAAUGUUUGGCUGGUUGCCAUAUUCUACCACAUGUGAAUUGGAUUUUUCCCUGCAUUAUUGCGAGCUGAACCUAGGUUUGAUGAACCCGAUUAAAACUUGCUGGCUGAGAAGCAAAAAUGUAGGAUGUGCAUUUAUACAAAUUAAAAGAUUUUUUUUUAAAGAAAUCUUUAAAAAGUGUAGAGAAUGCUGAAAAUAACACUCGUCAUUCUGCAUUAACCAGCACAGUGCAACUUCCUGUCAUGUACUGUAUUAUAUAUGCAACAUGUGUCUGUCCGCUUUAAUAUAUAUCUAUAUUUUUUGAACCUGCAUUAUAAAAAGACUUCAGUUUUAACCACUUUGCUGCUAGUCUUUUAUCCUCUUUCAGUCUUGGAAAUUGUGCAUAACUUUGGGAAUGCAUACAAGUGUACAUUCUUGACAUUGUGUAGACGAAAAGAAAAGAAAAAAAAAAGCUAUAUGACGCUGUAUCUCUUCAGUGUGUUCAUUUUUAAAAAACAGUUAUUUUUCACAGCAGUUGAAGUGGGUUCUGUUCCGGUUUCUCCGAUGCUUUGGUGCACUGAUGAUGACUCUAUGUAAGCUUUUUUUCAUCUUACGGCGCUCGAUGUUAACAUUUAUGUGAUUAGUUCUAAAAUAGUGGAAAACAUUUGUGUUUUGAAACUUGCAGUAUAAAUGGUACUACUCUUUAACUAUUCUGUAAAACACUGCCUGUUUUUACUUUCUCUUUUCUUUUUGUCCUUCCUCGUGCAUAUUUUCUCUCCUCUGCAUCUUUUUCUCCCCUCCCUUCUUAGUGCCAUCGGCUUUCACAUCCUGACAACCUCAAAAAAGUGCCUCACGUCCAUCCUAGUUUCCAUCUUUACCAGUUAACAUCCUAUCGUUCCGGUUCUAUUGGUUUCUACAAACAUCUAGGUAUUUCUUCUGGUUUGAGGAUACCAAGUAUAUGAUGUAAAAUUUAUAGUCCCAAUAACAUGUCAUAGUUGUAUUUUCUUCAUACAGAUGUAGCUCAUUACUUUUCAUAAAUAUAUAAUGUAAAUAUGCAUACAUAUGUUUGUAACUGUUUUUAUGUUACAUCAUACACUUGUAAUUUGACAUAUCAAAUAACAUUAUCAUAAUAAAAUGGUGAGUUUUAAUACCUGGCUCUGUGUUCUCCUCUGUAACUUGUAAAUCUCUGGAUGUAAAGUGUUCUCCCAAAAAAUAUAUGUCAUGAAUUACAA